ACUUUUUCGCCGGCCUAUCGGCGAGAUCAUUGGGAAAAUUGGAGGUUUUGUUUGCUCGUUUCUGUUAUUUUUCUGCCGCGUUUGUUACAUUCGCGGUUGACUCCAGUGUUUGAUUAAGGACCUGUGAACGGCAGAUGGCUUUUCGGCACAAUGGUAACGGACGAGGACAGGAGACCCAGAGUUUCUCGAUGUCAAGGCGCCCUAUGCUGUCAACGGACGGCCCAUUCACAGCUUUCGUUGGCAACCUACCCGACACUGUGAUGCAAUCCGACCUCGAAGUAAUCUUCAAGGAUAUUCCAUUGCGCUCGAUCAGACUCGUGCGCGAUAGGGAAACUGAUCGCUUCAAGGGUUUUUGCUAUGUCGAGUUCGACACCAGCAAUCAGCUCCAAAACGCUUUGGAGCUUGACGGAGCGGAGGUUGACGGCCGGAUCAUACGGGUAAACAUUGCGUCAGGUCGUCAGGAUAGACGUAGUGGAGGUAGGGCUCGUGAUGGAGGUCGUGAUUCUGUACGGGAUCAGGGUGAUUAUCAACAUCGUAGAAAUCAAUCGAACCACAUUAACAACGACCGAGAAAGCAGUCGUCGUCAAGACGGAUCGCCCGUGGGAAGCCUAACUGCUGACGGCGGUCGAAAUUUUCAAGGAGCUGCAUGGAACAUGCGAAGACGUUCUCAACAACAACAACAAGCUCUGCAGCAAUAUCAGAACCACUCAAAUCGGCUCGAUCACUCUGCCCGAUCGGACACUCAUACUAACGAUGCCGCAUCAGGACAUGGCAGAUAUUUUAAUAGCAACUACCAGCAAAGUUUUCCCAAGGACCACUCGGACCGACCCAAGCUGAAGUUGGCCCCCAGAACGGUCACCACUCCGGUGGCAGCAUUGGCAGACGCCCUGGCGCGUUCGAGUAUAUUCGGUGAAGGAAAACCACGCGACGAUCGUGCCUUCGAGAAUCAAAAGAAAGAGGGCAAAAAACAAACCCUUUAAACUUAACACCAACGUAUAUAUAUAUAUAUAUAUAUAUAUAUAUAUAUCACGAAAUAUAUGUAUGCUCGCACCUGCAAUAUAAUGUUCUAGUGGAGGAUAUCUGUGCUUUGUCUCUUGAGAUUAUGUAUUAAUGCCUAUACACUUCAUACUUAUCGUAUCAUAAGGCUUCGCUAAUAAAUGGUGCUGUGUGUUAAGUAUCG
This is a messenger RNA of Varroa destructor (honeybee mite), 1180 nucleotides long. RefSeq names its product eukaryotic translation initiation factor 4H-like. Gene Ontology annotation, molecular function: RNA binding. Lineage: Eukaryota; Metazoa; Arthropoda; Arachnida; Mesostigmata; Varroidae. The record is from RefSeq and is a predicted model, not a curated record.